UUUCACUGUCCUGGGUGGAAUUCUAAUCGCCAACACAUGGAGUUCGACCCUAUAUAGUUCCAUACACCCACCCUACAUACUCCAGCCGCACGGGCUGGCUGCAGAUAUUCUGCCAGCCCUUUCCUACGGCAAACUGAGAGAUACCACUAAGAAUAUUAUACGUGGCAUUCGAAAGGGAAUCGUUUUCGUAGGGCGUAAUUGGCGAAAGCAAUGGAGCCCUCAAUUAAAAUCGAAGCCACUAAAAGAGAACUUAUCACUUGGACUGAAGAAGGACUGGCAGAACCAUAGGGCCAUGAUGCGAGAUGCCCACCGUGUCGGAGUUGGAGAGCACGGAAAGGCAACGAAUCUUAGGAGAUUUCCACUCGAUUUGCAGAGCGAACUCUAUAAGAUACAUCGACUGAAUGCAAAGCUCUCCGACAUUAUAUCGGUUAAUCGUUCGGUUCCCGAUUUCAGGCCUAAAGCGUGCAAAUUAAAAGUAUACCUGAGGCAGCUGCCAAUGGUGAGCAUUAUUGUCACUUUCUUCAACGAGCACAAAAGCGUGUUGCUUCGAUCCCUGCAUAGUUUAGUAAAUCGCUCACCGCCCGAAUUAGUUAAGGAGAUCAUUCUUGUGGACGACUUUAGCGAUCUUAACUUUUUACAAAAGCCCCUGGAAAACUACGUAGCCCAGCACUUUAAGAACGUAAGAAUUUUACGUCUAAGACAACGGAGUGGGCCGAUUAGAGCACGUAUGGCAGGAGCAUUAAAUGCCACCGCUGAGGUUUUAGUCUUUACGCGCUCUCACGUCGAGGUCGGAUAUAAUUGGCUGCCACCAUUGUUGGAGCCCAUUGCUUUGAAUGAUACGACAGUUAUGGGUCCUACUAUUGAUCAGAUUGAUGGGAAAAUGUUUGGUUUUAGAAAAGGUGUUGAAGGUGUACGCAGUGGCUUCAAUUGGAAUUUUCACCAUGUGACAGCUCCCCGAUUGCCCGAAGAUCUGGUAUAUCCAUUGCAGCCAUUCAAAACUCCUAUUCUGCUGGGUGAAACACUCGUAAUUUCAUCGAAGUUCUUUUGGCAACUGGGCGGUUACGAUAAGGGUCUCAACCAAUACGGAGGUGAAGAAUACGAUCUAAGUUUCAAGAUAUGGAUGUGUGGAGGCGAGCUAUACGAAGCGCCUUGUUCCCGUGUUGCGCACAUAAAUCGUACAUUGCCGGAUAUGAGAUCCGACACGUUUCACCGGAAUAAGAUAUUAAAGAACUACAAACGUGUGGCCGAGAUCUGGAUGGGUGGUUACAAGAAGUACUUGUACAAGAGAAACGGCAUGUAUAAAAGUAUUAUGCUUGGAAACCUCGAAAAACAGAAAGCUCUGCGAUCUAAACUAAAUUGCAAUUCUUUCAAGUGGUACCUGCAGAAUGUGGCUUUUGAUUUUAUGAGAAUAUACGCCCCUUUUGAGCCGCCCGACUAUGCACUUGGCGUGAUACAAAAUCUUGGUAAUCCAGACUUUUGCGUGAACUCUCCAUUAGAGUCUAACACUACAAGUAUAAGUGUUGGACUCGAAUAUUGCGCCGACAACUCAACGGGUCCACCUCCAUCGCAAUUUUGGGCCCUCACCUGGCAUAGGGACUUGCGCAUAAACGACCGAAUCUUCUGCCUUGAGACUAGAUCUUCGAAAAGCGAUGCAACACUGUGGUUAUAUAAGUGCCACAAUAGAGGUCGUAAUCAGUAUUGGUACUUCGACUACAAGCAAAAGCUGCUGAAGCAAGGGCAGCAGAACCCACGCUGUUUAGCGAUGUUGCCGAAAACAAACGAGCUGGUCGUCAGUAAGUGCGACAAUACUAAUAACUAUAUGCACUGGAAUUUUGGGUUUGUUAACAAGACGGCGCUCAUGAACUUUAACAAUACCUGGACUUUUUAAUCGCGGUGGAAAAGUUACAGGCCUACUACAAUUUUUGCUUAAUUUUUCAAACUUAAUUUCAGUUCUUGGUCAAUACAACGAAUUCCCUAUCAAUUUAAGAUUAAGGUCAAAACUGUACACUAAAAUGUUUUAAUGUAUGAACAUCAAGAGGGGGACACCAAACUUCGCAUAUUGACUUGCCUUAUCCAUUCGCAGGCCAAGUUUAUCACAAAUUUGUUAUAAUCUAAUUAUUUUUUAUAGCUGCCAUAGAAACAAUCGAUGCAUGCUUUUUAGAAGGAUAUAUAUAGGACAUACAUAUAGUUUGGUGAUUCAAUUAAUUUCCUAGACCCUCAUUCUGUUUAUUACAUACAUUCGCACACUGAAUUUAAUUCUUUGAGUACAGCGAUUACAUAAUAUUACAUUUAUAUAACAUUAUUAUUUUUAUGUAUUACACUAACAAUAGUCUUACUUA
Messenger RNA from Scaptodrosophila lebanonensis, 2339 nucleotides. RefSeq names its product N-acetylgalactosaminyltransferase 6-like. The coding region runs from base 293 to 1888 and encodes 531 amino acids. NCBI's taxonomy places the organism in Eukaryota, Metazoa, Arthropoda, Insecta, Diptera, Drosophilidae. The record is from RefSeq and is a predicted model, not a curated record. The transcript has 5 exons. Gene Ontology annotation, cellular component: Golgi apparatus.